AUGACUAGUGUGACGAUCAAAUCUUUGGUACUAAUACUUGCUAUCAGUACAGUUUUGGGUAGUCUCAAUGAAGCAAGUGAAUAUAAGACUGAAGGGAAGAAGCACAACACUAAACGGCAUCUUUCACUGGGACUUGGCUACGGUGACGGAAGCAUAGGAUUCGGUAGUGGAUAUGGUGCCCAUUCAAUAGGACUUGUUGGAAAGAGCGCAGGAUUUAGUUACGGUGGAGGGGGUUAUGGCUUCGAUAGUGGCUUCCACGGAUUGGGUUACGGCGGAGGGUUCGGAUACGGCAAUGGAUGUGGCUAUGGCAUAGGCUAUACCGGGGGCUAUGGCGGUGGUUACGGCGGUGGCUGCGGUUAUAGCGGCGGUUACGGUUAUGGCAGUGGAUUUUCUUCGAUUGGUCACUUCCAUGGUGGAUAUAGACUUUCAAAACCAAUUGUAACAGCUACGAUUAAAGAACAUAUACCGGUUCCCUUUCCUAAGCCAUAUCCUGUUUUCAUUAAAAAGCCCAUACCAUUUCCGGUGACUAUUCCAAAACCAGUUCCAUAUCCAAUAUUUGUUAAAAAGCAUAUUCCCAUACCCAUCGACCGUCCAGUGCCAUAUCCUGUUCCGGUUCAUAUCACGAAGCACGUGAAGGUUCCAGUGCCACACCCUUAUCCGGUACCGGUGAAGGUACCCACGCCAGUGGUGGUUCCCAAACCAGUGGUCGUAACUAAGCCAGUAGUGAUCACUAAACCAGUCGUUCACUACGCCCCGAUCGUUCCAACACCCAUCGCAGCUGCCCAUCCGCCGAUCCUUGCAACCGCGGCUCAUAUUGCGGUGUCCGAUCACGGAGUACAUCAAACCCAUGGGCAGCAUCUGCACUCCCACGGAUUCACGUCAGCAGGUCAUUUUGGUUCCGCUGCGAAUUACGGUGCGACAGUUCACUAUUCCGGUGCAGCAGUGGACGGUGUUCUGUGUGAUCCAGCCGUGGGGCAUUAG
This is a messenger RNA of Sabethes cyaneus, 981 nucleotides long. RefSeq names its product WAS/WASL-interacting protein family member 1-like. Lineage: Eukaryota; Metazoa; Arthropoda; Insecta; Diptera; Culicidae. Bases 1 to 981 code for a protein of 326 amino acids. The transcript has 2 exons. The record is from RefSeq and is a predicted model, not a curated record.